AUGAGGAACAAGCCAUACGCUUCUCUAGUUGGAAGCAUUGUGUAUGCACAAGUGUGUACAAGGCCAGACCUAGCCUUGUGCAUUAGCAAGAUAGGAAGAUUUCAGUCCAAUCCGAGAAUGCAACAUUGGAUAGCUGGAAAGAAGAUUAUGAGGUACCUACAGAGAACAAAGGCUUAUAUGUUGAUUUACAAAUGCACAGAGAAUUUAGAGCUUGUUGGUUAUGUUGAUGCGAAUCUUGGAAAAGCAGAGGAUGCUUACAUCUCUAAUUCAGCUUGCUAUGAAGCCACUUUUCAUGCAAUAUGGCUAAGGAAUUUUAUUAAAGACAUUAAGGUGGUGGACUCGAUUACUAGACCAAUAUAG
Prunus armeniaca (apricot) is the source of this 360-nucleotide messenger RNA. NCBI's taxonomy places the organism in Eukaryota, Viridiplantae, Streptophyta, Magnoliopsida, Rosales, Rosaceae. The record is from the annotation of a GenBank genome assembly.